AUGUCAACAGGGGACGCCUCACAGCAAGCAUUCGAGACCGCUAAGAAGUCCUUUCGAAAGAGUCUCAAAGAUGAGGCACUGUUCCGCGACAUACUAGAAACAACCAGCAUUGAAAAAGUCUGGGAGGUGGUCAAGGCCAUCCAAGCAAAGCAGGAUGCCGAGAAGCGUCUCCGGAACAUGGCAAAGAUCCGAGGCUUCCUGGACAAGUUGUCAGUGUACGCUGAUACCGUUGACACGUUCAUACAGGUCAAGCCAGAUAUCAUGGCCUUGAUUUGGGGACCCAUCCGGCUGUUGCUGGUAUGGACUGGCAAUAUCACAAAGUUUGCCGACGCCAUUACCAAAGUCAUGAUGAAGGUCGGCGACGCCCUCCCGCAGUUUGCCGAUGUCGUCAAUAUAUUUGGCGAUAACGAAAAGCUAAAGGCCGUCCUGGCCUUGUUUUACAAAGACAUUCUCGACUUCUAUGCCAUCGCCUUGGAAUUUUUCAACUUGUCAAGACCAAGGAUCCUCUUUGAAUCUGUGUGGCCAAGACAGCAGGACAAGAUCGACGUCGUCAUCAGUAAUAUAGAGCGGCAUACCACUUUGCUGAGAAGUGAAGUCACAAUGCGGCAUAUAAGAGAAGAACAUGAACUUAGAGCCAAGUCGUUGACACAUUUCGACCAAGAAACCGAAUUCCAGGACCAGCAGCGCUUCCAGACCUUGAAAACUCGCAUAUCCCCUCGGACCUACGACGACCAGCUGGACUGGCUGCUCAACCGCUCAUGCCAAGGUUCGGCAAAAUGGCUGAUCAAGGACAAGAGCUUCUUGGGUUGGCUUGAAACGUUCAACACUGCUGGUAAAUGGCUGUGGAUUCAUGGGAUUCCGGGGUCAGGGAAGACUUUUCUGUGUGCCACCGCGGUCACGGAAGCCAAGGCACGCCAUCGAACUCUCUUCGCCUUCGCUAGCCACAUUCAUCAAAGCACCUUGACAGCGAGAUAUAUUUUACAGUCUCUCGUUUUCCAACUAGCAUUCGAUUCGAAAGACGCUCAAAUAGCUAUCGUGAAUUCCGACGAACGGAACUUGUCUGGGAGUACCACAUUCGUCUCAGGCCUGCUCAAGACACUGCUGAAAAAUAUCGGGCCUACAUAUAUCAUUCUCGAUGGCCUUGACGAGAUGGAUGUAGUCGAGAGGAGGAUACUAUUGCAGCAGCUAGACGAGUUGGAUGACUGCACCGAGGUAAAGAUACUUGUCAGCAGUAGGCCUGAGGACGACAUCGCCAACACUCUGGCGGCCAAAGCCGUCGGCAUUCGAGUGGAUAAGGAGAAUUCAGGCGCCAUUCAAACAUAUGUUAACCAGAGGACUCAGAGCUGGCUGGACGGAGAGGGCUUCGAUCAGGAGGCACGGCGGCAGAUUAAGAGUCUUUUGCUUCCUGUCACCGGUAAUGCAAAUGGCAUGUUUCUAUACGCUCGAAUUAUCUUGGACAACGCCGAACUUCUCACCAGUCUCGAGGAAAUUGAAGACGAGCUGAAAGCACUUCCCCUGGAUCUGAAUGACGCGUAUCAUCGAAUAUUCGCUCGGAUCAACGAGUCACAUCCGAUUUUACGAAGAAAGGCAAGAAUGAUUCUCGGCUGGCUUGGGUGUGCCCCCGUUCCCCUGACGCGACUGGAAAUGGAACAGGCUCUGUUGGUCGACCCAGACUCUCAGGCAGCCCCUACAGUCAUCACAAGUGUUAAUUUCGUUCGUACUUGUGGGCCCAUGGUGGAAAUCGUCGAUGAGCGCCCUCAGUUUGUCCACUUUACCGUUAAGGAAUAUAUCUUCAGUCGGGACAUUAGCAACUUCAUCGAUAAGGCUGAAGCUAAUUACAGCCUCGCAAAGUCGACGCUUGCGUAUUUGUGCUCCGGUAUAUAUGACAUAGAUAUCUCCGAUGAACAGGUUCGAAACAACAUCGUGGCUGGAAAGUAUCGGCUGCACUGGUUUGUCACGAGCCAGUGGACUGCUCUCAUCAGCCGUUGUUUUGUCGAGGCAUCCAAAGACCUGUCCGCCUACCCAGACCUCUUGGAGUUGCUCACACGUUUGGCACUGGAGCUCAGGAACUAUGGCUUCAAAGGACAGAUUAAUCGCAAAGAGGGCAUUUUUCAGAGCCUCGAGUCGGACUGGCCCGAGAUCUCCAACAUCAUUUGCGGGGUCCUGGCGUUUCGCCAGGAUGAUAGGCAAACGGAUUGGAACUAUACCAACGGUUCCACAUGGGUUGAUUCUGAUCCUUCGAUACUGUCUCUCGUGUCGGCUCGCGUCUAUGAACAGUUCGAGAAGCUGGUGUGCAGCGAUAAAGAGCAUAGCAAGACCGACUGCCACUGUGCGACACUGCAGAGGCACUACGGAGGCAACAUCUUCAAGUGCACUUUCCCUAGCUGCGACCUGCAUCGGCAGGGGUUCCCUUCGCGAAGAGCUCGGACGGCGCAUAUCGAGCACCAUGCUCGUCCGUGGAAGUGUUCGGAGCCAGAAUGCCCGUUUGCUAUCAUCGGCUUUGCAAAGAGUCGAGAUCGAAACGAGCACUGGCGAAAAAGGCAUCAAGUUACCUGGCAGAAGGGACGUACGGACCCGAACCAGGGAACCAUCACCCGUGACGACCUUGCAGUGCUAUUAUUCGAGCUGACCAAAAACGGUGACGUUGAUGGUCUGCAGAAGGCGUGGUGUCUGCUGGGUGGCAACUUCCACCUUGCAGAAGCCGCCCUGACCCUUGCCGCAAAGAUGGGCUCUCUACUAAUGGUGGAGACUUUCUCUGUGUUGAUGAAGGAUGCCCCUGUCAUGCAUAACUCGGAUGGGAUGCUCUUCGGCCGGGUGCUAUUCAGAAACACGGUGCCAUUCCAGACCGCCAUCGUGAGGAGCGGGAAUCCCGACCUCUUCCGUUGGUUGCUAGACGAGAUUUGUGGCCUGAAGCGGGUUGAGUACGGCCGGUUAGCCGGCGAGGCUUUCUCAACCCACUCGCCCGACAUGUAUGCCGUGUGGGAGGAAUUUCUGCUGGACCCGACGCGGCGCUUAGCAGGCGCGUGCGAGUACUACAGCGAGGGUGGAGAGGAAGUCAACCCGGACGGAGAGUUCCGCGAAGCCAAGAAGCUCCUCCUCCAGUACAACAAGCGUUCUGUUCUCUUCGACUCGCCCGCAUUCGGCAGUGCUGCGAAGGACGCUUUCUGCGAGGCGAGGCUCUUUCAGACCUGGCAGCGCCUAAUCGAUGUCUUAGGGGGCGAGCCACUCAACCCGCGCUUCCUGGGCUGGUCGUUGACGCGUCUGGCAAAGAUGGCGAAGCCGUCCAUCUCGAUUGCCAAGGAGCUGCUGCGACUAGGAGCACCCAUCAACUUCCCGCGCGGGAAGGCAGGCGCCAUACCCAUCACUACUACUACCACCACCGCCACUGCCGACGCAGCGUUCAGAACGCAAAACGGCCGCGUUGCGCGGAAGACACGCCGCCAAACCCGGCACCGCGGCAUGACGGCGCUGCACCACGCGGCGUACGGCACGUCCGAGGCGGCGGCACGCUUGACUCGCUUUCUGCUGGAGGAGGGGGCAGAUCCGGAGUACGGGUUUGCGGGUUACCAGCCGAAGAAUGAGCGGGGCGCGGUGCUAAUGGAGAAAUGGCUGGGAGAGUUAUGGGAGGCGGUCGUGGCGAGAACUGGGGAGGCGAGGAGAGAAAGGAGAGAGAGGGACGGUGAGGACGACGAGUACAGCGAGAGUAGUGACGACGAGUGGAGGGAGGAGGGGGAUGAGAGUGACAGGGGAAGGGGGAGAGCAAAACGGCGGAAGACUCGACGGGCGGGUAAGAAACGGAAGGUGGACAGCAGUGAAGACGGCGGUGAUGAUGACAGCCAAGUCGGCCGAGAAAGCGACCCGACGGCAAAACGGCGACGGAGCCAGCGGGUCACUGAGAAGCGAAACAUGAAGGAGUCUUGUGACGACGAAGAUGCCGAGAUGAGUAAUGAUGGCGAAUAG
Messenger RNA from Diaporthe amygdali, 3960 nucleotides. RefSeq lists its product as uncharacterized. The coding region runs from base 1 to 3960 and encodes 1319 amino acids. The record is from RefSeq and is a predicted model, not a curated record. NCBI's taxonomy places the organism in Eukaryota, Fungi, Ascomycota, Sordariomycetes, Diaporthales, Diaporthaceae. Gene Ontology annotation, molecular function: protein binding. The transcript has 6 exons.